Molecule: messenger RNA, 1101 nt
Organism: Aspergillus thermomutatus
Lineage: Eukaryota; Fungi; Ascomycota; Eurotiomycetes; Eurotiales; Aspergillaceae
Exons: 2
Coding region: 1-1101 (366 amino acids)
Source: RefSeq, a predicted model, not a curated record
AUGCAUUGGAAAACCGCUAUUGCAUGCUUAGCAGGUCUAGGUACAGUGGUGGAUGCUGCUAUUAAUGGUCAAUUCGAGCUCGGGAGCUGUCCAGUUGGCUAUGUCCUGACUACGUACCUUGUUACUGUUACGGAAAGUUCAACCUCGACGGUCAACUCUUGGAAGGCCGGACCGUCUACAGCCAUCAGUCGGCCAGCUAUUCCUACCUGGAAUGGGUCUUCGACGAUUUCUUCGUGCACGACCAGCUUUGAGGCAGCACAGACGGAUGGUACCGAAUCUGCACCCUUGAGCUCGCCCAAUCUAGCAUCUUCUCCCGCAGAGAAAUCACGGACUACGACCACCGUUGUUUCCGAUACCAUGUCCACCAGUGUUUUCGAUGCUACGACCACCAGUGUUUCCGAUGCCACUAUCACCUCGACGCCCUCUCUGGUUGAACUGUCGCAGACAUCGUCUUCGUCUCUGCAAAGUUUACCGAAGCCGCUGGUCGGUGGCGUCGUCAGCGGACAAGCUACUUCCUAUGACGGUGGCGACGUGGAUGGAACAUGCAUGUUUUCGACCGCCGACUACACACUCCCAGCCGGGAUAUAUGGUGCGGCCCUGUCCGUGGACAACUGGGACAGUGCCGCUUGGUGUGGUGCAUGCCUUUCUGUUGUUGGUCCAAGUGGCAACUCAGUCAAAAUCAUGAUUGUCAACCAAUGUCCUGGAACUUGUGGAUUGAACAAUCUUGAUUUGCUCCCCAACGGCUUCCAACAACUGGCAGAUCUCAAAGUCGGCCGAAUUGGAGUGGAGUGGGAGAUCGUCAAGUGCGACAUCAGCAGUCCGCUGUUCCUAAAAACCAAAACUGGCUCCUCGAAAUACUGGUUCAGUAUCCAAGUCGUCAACUCGAACGUCCCCAUUAAAUCGCUCGAGGUUAGUACCGAUGGUGGACAAACGUGGCAGUCUACGAUCCGCAAAGACUACAACUUCUUCGAAAACCCUAGCGGCUUUGGGGUGGAUUCUGUUGAUGUUCGUAUAACCAGCGUUACGGGUGAGACGAUCAUAGUCAACAAUGUCAACAGCGCCUCGGAGACCCGCACAGAUGCCACCUCCAACUUUAACUAA